This is a messenger RNA of Ceratosolen solmsi marchali, 1233 nucleotides long. RefSeq lists its product as uncharacterized. The transcript is spliced from 4 exons. The coding region runs from base 1 to 1233 and encodes 410 amino acids. The record is from RefSeq and is a predicted model, not a curated record. Lineage: Eukaryota; Metazoa; Arthropoda; Insecta; Hymenoptera; Agaonidae.
AUGGUAGAAUUUAAUUAUAAAUUGAAGAAAAAUAAUAUGCAAGGAACUACCGAAAAUACUGCAUCUUUUAUUGAAAUUGGCAAAUUGAAUAAUAGUGCCAGUCAGGAGGAAAUAAAAAAUGAAUACGAAGAACAGAUAUCACUUUAUAAAAAUCCAUUCAUUUAUUUCACUAAUUCGGCUAAUGAAAGGGAAGAAGACAAUGAAAAUUACGAAGUUGAGGAUCACGAAUUUUCACUGAUUAAAUACAUUCCGACGGCAUCUCCACUGAUUGUUGCACAACAUGAACAGCGAAAGGAACUUUUAGCUAAAUUAAAUGUAUUACAUAGCGAAUCAAACGUAUUGACGAUAAAAAAUAAAUUCCUUCACAGGGAGUAUGGUAAACUGAUACGUAAAUCGCCCUCUUGGAAUAACGUAUUCGAUCUAUUUGAGGAAUCUUUGAUUUUCGAAGAUAUUCGAUACCAACAGGCAUUAAAUAUUUACGGACAAAUUAAAAAUGAAAUCGACCAAAACAAAGCGUCUUUAUCAACAAAAUUAGAAAAUCUGAGAGCGGAUUACAGUCUAAGCGAAACAAAUUAUAAUAAAAAUCUUGCGAUUCUCAUGACCAAAGAGGCGACGAUAGGUAAGAAAAUUGUACCUCGUAAAUGGAGCAAACAAGCCUGGCAUGUUAAAGUCGAUCAAAUGAUUGAGAAUCAGCAACGUCAAAUGAUCAAUGUUGCUAAAAUCCGACUUGUUUAUAUACAACUCCAUUAUAAAUUAGAGCAAGCUUUAUUGAAACUGCGAGAGCUCGAUAAUUUUAGUCCUAGAUUUUCAAUGAUGGAUUAUGAAAUUCUAUUGAAGAAAAAGGAGAUUAAUAAUGACAAGCGCAAUGAGCAGUACGAGAGUAUCAUAAAGACUAGCAUUAACAAUCUGUUCUGCACAGCGACUAUUAAACACGUUGAUGAAGAAUUGAAUUUAUUUAAUGAAAAGGUUAAAAAUGAAUAUGACAAUUUAAAAGCUAUAUCACAAGACAAUGAGAUUAAGCAUUAUAAAAUUAUUGAAAUGGUAAAGAAAAGGAGAACGACAUUAAAACAUAUUACGCAGCUGAGAGAAAAUGCUGGUCUUAUAGAGAAUACCUUUUUAUUGAAAAAAAUGCAACUUGAUUUAUUAGAAAUUACCAAGUUACAAAAUGAAGCGAACGACAUACAAUCGAAAAUUCUUCGUGAUCAGGAAGCAGUAAUGUCUCGAAUUUAUUAA